AUAUCUCUUCUUUAUUAGUUGAUAUAUCAUAUAUGUUGUUAUGGUAUCAAUUUUUUUAAGUCUAUUUAAUUGUUUUUUUUUCUAUUCUUUUUUCCAACUUAUUGUUUACCUAGCAAUGGGAACACCUUUCUUCUCUGCAUGUUAGAAUCGCAGUGGUUGCAGCUUAGAUGCAAUAUUCAGUUUGUUUUUGUUAGCUUGAAUGAUUCUCUUUUAGUCUCUAUCCUUCCCUUCUUUCAGUUCAAUGACCUGUUCUCAAAUUUUUAUGCUUCAUAGAGGACUCCAUGAGAGGAAUUUGAUUGCAGGGAAACGAGAAGCAAUUUUUUGGUGUUGUGGUUUCAACUUCCAUACUCUGCAUAAUAGAAAUACGGUUUGAGUAAAAAACUCAAGAGACUACAAACCGCUUACCAUGGUUGGAUUGGAACUCAUACCGAUAGGUACAAUUUUGGCUGUUUUAACUAGCCAGGUUGUGAGAACAGCUAAUGCUGCAAAAGAUGUUCUUAUCGACAAAGAAAGUUUUAAUAUCCUUUCGAAACACCUGCUUGAUAUUGCACCAGUCCUAAAGGAAUUGCAGCUUCAGGAACUGAAUGAGUCACAAGCUGCAAGGGUUGCUCUGGAGUCUCUUGAAUCAGAUGUAAAACAAGCAAGUAAUUUGGUUGAGAAGUACAGGAACAGCGGCCAUUUUUACUUACUUAUGAAGUGUCAUUACAUAGUCAAGGAAGUUGAACAAGUCAUUAGGGAUAUCGGAAGGUCUCUAGCUGCAUUGUCUCUUGCAAAUACUGAAGUCCUAUCAAGAAUUUCUGAUCAAGUCAACAGACUACAGAGUGAGAUGCAAAGGGCCGAGUUUGAGGCUUCACAAUCUCAGCUUGACAUUGUUGAUAAGUUGAACCAUGGAAUUAAGGAGCAAAAAUUAGAUCAGGCUUUUGUGAACGAUAUGCUCGAAGAGAUAGCAAGGGCAGUCGGGGUGCCAGUGGAGCCUUCAGAGAUCAGCAAAGAGAUAGCCAGCAUUAGGUGGGAAAAAGAAGAAGCUGCAAACAGGAAAGAAAGAGCAGAAGUUAUAUUUUUGGAGCAGAUCAUUUUGCUACUCUCUCAAGCUGAUACAGCAAGUGAUUUCGAAGAAGUUAAGAAGCAAUAUUUUCAAAGGGUUCAGGUAAUAGAAAGAUAUGGUUCAAGGGAAAAAUAUAUUCCGCCACUUAAUUCUUUCUGUUGUUCGAUAACUGAAGCUGUUAUGGUAGAUCCUGUCAGUCUUUGCACCGGUACUACAUGUGAGAGAUCUGCCAUCGAAGUUUGGUUUGAUGAUGGCAAUAUGACUGACCCGAAAACGAAAGAGGUUCUUGAAGAUACUACCUUAAGGUCGAACAUUCGGUUAAGAGAAUCCAUAGUAGAGUGGAGAGAACUUAAUUGCUGCUUCAGAAUAAAGUCUAUCAGGGAAAACUUAUUAUCUAAUUCUGGCUUAUUAUUGCACGAGUCCUUGAGUCAGAUGCAGGCUCUCAUAAAAGAGAAUUCGAUUAAUAAGGAUUGGAUUUCUAUAGGAGAACUUACUGAUAUUAUCAUCUCCAUCCUUGGGAACUCUGAUUCUAUAGAUGUCAAGAUGAAGAUCUUGAUUACUUUGAAGGGUGUUGUUGAGGGGCAUGCAAGAAACAAGGAAAAAGUGGUUGAAUCUCAAGGAUGGCGAUACAUUAUUUCCUGCUUACACAAUGACUCUAGAGUAAUAAAGGAAGCAGUUGACUUGCUCUAUGAAUUGCUUCAAGACCGUUCUGGUUGGAAUAAAAGUUUCUGCGAAAAACUUUCUGAGCAUCCCAGCACGGUCAAUUACCUUGUUACCAUUCUAAACGGACCUGUCAGCGAUUCAAUUGAAACUGCAGAAAAGAUUUUGACGGAGCUUUUUGAAAUAGAUGAGGAAAAUAUUUGUUGUGCUGCUAAGUUUGGCUGGUACAAAGCACUUGUUGAUCGCAUGAUUCAAGGUAGCAAGACUUUCUUUUCCAGUUCAUCUUUGUUGCGUUGA
This is a messenger RNA of Lathyrus oleraceus (garden pea), 2002 nucleotides long. RefSeq names its product putative U-box domain-containing protein 42. Gene Ontology annotation, biological process: cell surface receptor signaling pathway; protein ubiquitination. NCBI's taxonomy places the organism in Eukaryota, Viridiplantae, Streptophyta, Magnoliopsida, Fabales, Fabaceae. The transcript is spliced from 2 exons. The record is from RefSeq and is a predicted model, not a curated record. The coding region runs from base 407 to 2002 and encodes 531 amino acids. Gene Ontology annotation, molecular function: ubiquitin-protein transferase activity.